UCACUAUGAAACCGUCCCAACCGCAACCGCAACCGCUGUUUCACCUCUUCUUCCUUCUAUUAGCCGCAACCGCCGCUGUCUCUUCCUCUUCAUCUUCUCCACUAGACCCAAAACAGCUCAAAGCUCUCAAAACCCUCACAACAGCAAAAGACCCCUGCGACAGCAACAACCACUCAUCAUCAACCACCAUAACUUGCGACGACGCUUCUCCUUUCCGCCACGUUACCUCUCUCUCCUUCUCAACCUCCUCUUCACUCUCCCUCCCCUCAAAAACCCUAAAACCUCUCUCCACCUCACUCCUCUCCCUCUCCUUCCUCAACUGCCCUUCCCUCUCUCCACCAAAACACCUCCCAAUCUCCCUCCGCUCCUUCACCGCCGUCUCCUCCUUCCACCGCCACGGCCUCUCCGGCGUCUACCUCGCCCGCCUCGUCAACCUCACUCACCUCACCAUCUCCUCAGUCCCAGUCUCAGCCUCCGGUCUCUACGUCGUCCUCGGAAACAUGCGCAACGUCACCUCCCUCACCAUCUCAUCCUCCAACCUCCCCGGGAAAAUCCCCAAAACGUUUCACUCCAACCUCACUCACAUCGACCUAUCAAACAACAUACUCACAGGCUCACUAAGACCUUCUUCCAUCACUCUCCUCACUGACCUCAAGCUUUUAAACUUAUCUCGCAACUCACUCUCCGGCGAGAUACCGAACAAGAUCGGAGACUUGGCAUCGCUGCAGAACCUGUCACUGGCUUAUAACAGAUUCUCAGGACCGAUCCCAAGCUCGGUCUCGUCGCUCUCUCGGCUGACGCAUCUGGAUCUAAGCGGGAACCAGCUGAACGGCGUCGUACCGAGCUUCUUCUCCCGGAUGGAGAGUCUCAGACACUUGAACCUCGCUGACAACUCCUUCCAGGGAGUGUUGCCGUUUAACGAGAGCUUCAUUAAACAACUCGAGUUCUUCCAAGUCAGAGGGAACAGCGGUCUCUGUUAUAACAACACUGUUCUGUCUUGGAAACUGAAUCUUGGUGUUGCUCCGUGUGAUAAAUACGGUUUGCCUUUAUCGUCUCCGCCGCAGAAGGAGGAGGAGGACUCGACGUUGUCCGAGGAGGAUGAGGAGGAGGAGGAAGAUUACGGCGAUGGGGAUAAGAAGGAAGAGAAACAUGAGUCUAACAAGAUUGUGCUUGGUGUAGCCAUCGGUCUUUCUUCGCUUGUGUUCUUGAUCGUCUUCCUCAUCCUGCUUGCUAAAUGGAGUGUUCUUUCGAAAUAGCCAGACCGUUGGGUUAAAACCGGUACAGGUCCGGUUUUGGAUUCUUAUUUGUUGCUUUUUGUAAUUGUGUUUAGAUUGCGUGUGUGAGAAGUAAAUGAAGUGGGAAAGUUAUGAUUUAUGUUCUCUCAUCUCCACCGAUUUUUGAAUUGUGAUUUUUAUGAUU
Molecule: messenger RNA, 1419 nt
Organism: Raphanus sativus (radish)
Lineage: Eukaryota; Viridiplantae; Streptophyta; Magnoliopsida; Brassicales; Brassicaceae
Product: receptor-like protein 51
Exons: 1
Coding region: 6-1256 (416 amino acids)
Molecular function (GO): protein binding
Source: RefSeq, a predicted model, not a curated record